Eremothecium cymbalariae DBVPG#7215 is the source of this 1728-nucleotide messenger RNA. RefSeq names its product amino acid permease. Gene Ontology annotation, biological process: amino acid transmembrane transport. Bases 1 to 1728 code for a protein of 575 amino acids. Gene Ontology annotation, cellular component: membrane. The record is from RefSeq and is a predicted model, not a curated record. The transcript has a single exon. Gene Ontology annotation, molecular function: amino acid transmembrane transporter activity. NCBI's taxonomy places the organism in Eukaryota, Fungi, Ascomycota, Saccharomycetes, Saccharomycetales, Saccharomycetaceae.
AUGCCAGAUUUAUCAUCUUCAGCUUCGGCGUCCAAGCUUGAAGAAAGUUAUGAUAGAGUGACUCCAGCUAUAGCUUUGAAUGCUAAUGGAGGAGGUAGGGGACUCUUUAGGGAUUUUGUUGACAGUUUUAAAAAAAAGCAGGAUGACGAUGUUGUGGGUUAUGAUGAAGAAACCGGGACCUCGUCCAAGAUGAAAAAGACUAUAAAGUCGCGGCAUUUGUUAAUGAUCUCGCUUGGGACUGGUAUUGGGACUGGUUUGCUUGUGGGGAAUGGUACUGCUCUUGCUAAGGCAGGGCCUGGUGGUUUAAUCAUUGGGUAUGGGGUCGCGUCUGCGAUGUUGUAUUGUAUCAUUCAGGCUGCUGGAGAGCUAGGUAUAUGUUAUUCUGGUAUGACCGGUAACUAUACUGCUUAUUCAUCUCUUCUUGUGGAUCCUGCCUUGGGGUUUUCAGUUUCAUGGGUUUAUUGUAUCCAAUGGAUGACUGUCUUCCCAUUGCAAUUAGUGACGGCAGCGAUUACGAUAAAAUACUGGACAGAUACCAAUCCUGAUAUUUUUGUUGCUAUAUUAUAUUUCCUCAUUGUUUUUAUCAAUCUGUUUGGUGCUAAAGGUUAUGCUGAGGCUGAAUUUUUGUUCAAUACCUGCAAGGUUUUAAUGAUGGUCGGAUUUGUAAUUCUUGGUAUUAUUAUCAACUGUGGAGGUGCUGGAAAUGAUGGCUACAUAGGUGCUAGAUACUGGCAUACCCCAGGUGCCUUUUCUACUGGUUUCAAAGGUGUUUGUUACGUGUUUUGUUACGCUGCUUUUGCGUAUGGAGGUAUUGAAGUGAUGGUUUUAACAGCUUCUGAACAAGAAAACCCAAGAAAAUCUAUUCCAAGUGCAUGUAAGAAGGUCAUCUAUCGUAUUUUGCUCAUAUACAUGUUGACAACUUUAAUUGUUUGUUUCUUAGUGCCUUAUGAUGCUCCCGAAUUAACUUCAACAGGUUCAGCUUCUCGUGCAUCACCAUUUGUUAUUGCAAUUGCUUCUCAUGGGAUCUCAGUUGUACCGCAUAUUAUUAAUGCUGUCAUCCUAGUUGCAGUUGUUUCUGUCGGUAAUUCGUCGUUAUAUUCCGCUCCAAGAUUGUUGUUAUCUCUAUCUGAACAAGGUUAUGCUCCAAAGGUGUUUAACUAUGUUGAUAGACAAGGCAGGCCGUUGCUUUGUUUUCUAGUAGCUAUGUUUGUUGGUCUAUUAGCUUUCAUUGCUGCUUCAGAUGCAGAAGAAGAUGUGUUCUCAUGGUUAUUAGCUAUAUCAGGUCUCUCUCAACUAUUCAUUUGGAUAUCAAUUUGUUUGUCGCAUGUGAGAUUCCGUGAUGCAAUGAAGGCACAGGGUAGGUCUCUUGGCGAAGUUGGCUAUAAAUCACAAACUGGAUACUGGGGGUCGUGGUUCGCCAUCAUUGUUUCUUUGUUUGUUUUGGUUGCUCAAUUCUGGGUCGCCAUCGCACCAAUUGGAAAUGGCGGUAAAUUGAGCGCUAAAGACUUCUUCCAAAGUUACCUGGCAGCACCUGUUCUGAUCUUUAUCUAUUUCGGCUACAAAAUUUACUACAAGGAUUGGAGAUUAUGCAUCCCUGCUACAGAGGUUGAUUUAAACUCCCAUAGAAAGAUUUUCGACGAAGAUGAGUUAAAACAAGAAGAUUUAGAUUGGAAGGAGAAAAUGAGAACCGCAUCUAUCUGGGUAAAAAUUUACCACUUUUGGUGUUAA